Messenger RNA from Maylandia zebra (zebra mbuna), 6096 nucleotides. It is a transcript of the gene vgll4b, whose product is annotated as vestigial-like family member 4b. Gene Ontology annotation, molecular function: transcription coactivator binding. Lineage: Eukaryota; Metazoa; Chordata; Actinopteri; Cichliformes; Cichlidae. Gene Ontology annotation, biological process: negative regulation of DNA-templated transcription. The record is from RefSeq and is a predicted model, not a curated record.
UAGCGAGCAUGCCCAGUGCGUCCCUCUCGGCAACAGUGGAAACCGCUGGUGAAGCAUAGGAGUCAUACCAAGCAUAGCCUGCGUGUCAGUGCAGUCGACUUACAGCUGGCUGUGAGGAGAACUGACGCUACUCAUAUUUUUGUAUUAUUUUAUUUCUUUGCGCUUUGUCACCGCUGCAUACUUACCCGUAUUUCAAAAAGUAAACUUACUGAGAUCACUUUCCACACGGGUUAAAUUUUGUUGAGUUUCCACAGAAGUAAAGUUGGAGGCUGGGCCUUUGGCUUUUUUACCGUCGCUUCAGAGGAGAAGGGAGAAAACAAGCUGGUCUUCUUUUUCCCCCCUUUGUUUUUAAUUAAAGCCCGAUAAAUGCUACUAAUGAAAAUGGACCUGUUGAACUACCAGUACCUGGACAAGAUGAACAACAACAUUGGCAUUCUCUGCUACGAAGGUGAGGCAGCUUUAAGAGGAGACCCCAGACUCCUGUCCCUGUCGUCUUCCUCCUCGUCUUCAUCAUCGUCCUCCUCAUCUUCCUCCUCCAGCCACAGGACGGGUCCUCCUCCCAUCAGCCCCACUAAGAGGAAGCUGAGUGGUGAUCAGGGGGACAGCGACAUGGAUGAAAACGAGCACGUGGCAAAGAUGAGUCGACUGUUUGCCGCGCAGCUGAAACCUAAUGGAGAUUAUCGCAGCUCUCCUGGCUCCAAGGACCGCAGCAGGAGCCCCAUCGAACGUGUGGUGGUGCCGGGUGCUCUGGGAGUGCCGAGCAACCACAUGUACAGCCACCCCCAUCACCUCCACCUGGCCAGCUUAGCUACCAUGGACCAGCCACUGGCACUUACCAAAAACAGCAUGGUGGAGUCAGCACGCAGCAACACAGCAGCUAUGGCUAAAGUGCUGCACACAGUCAGCACUGUGGAACGCCAGCAGAAUCGUCCCUCAGUGAUCACAUGCGCCCCAGCAAACAACCGCAACUGCAACCUGUCUCACUGUACAGUCUCCCACAACGGCUGCUCCAACUUCACCAAUAACUACAGGAGAAGCAACACCAAUACAGUGUGCGACCCUGUGAUUGAGGAACAUUUCCGUCGCAGCCUUGGGAAAAACUACAAGGAGCCCGAGCCCACCGCCACCAACUCGGUGUCCAUCACGGGCUCAGUGGAUGACCACUUUGCCAAGGCGCUCGGCGAAACCUGGCUGCAGAUCAAAAACAAAGGGAGUCCCUCGUCAUCUGGCAGCAGCCCAAACUCCUCCCCUGACAGUCGCAUGGUCAAUCACAACCACUCCCCUUCUGUCGUCUCCUGAAGGGGGUGGAUAGACCCCAGUUUUCCCGAUCCUUAUCCUGGCUCUAACAUCCAUGCCCCCAUCACUUUGGUCUGUCACCAGCAUCCCAGAGGGAAUGCUUGUCUGCUGGUCUGCUAAAAAUAUCUAAAACCCUCAAGCCCGCUCUCUCACUGUGCACUCAUAGAGGAUCAAUCGAGCAAUAACAACACAGUCAUUUUUCCCAUCUGUCCUCUGGUAUGCUAAUGCCAGACAAUCAGUAAUGAGUGAUGAGGGUUUAGCCUGGAGCUUAGGUGGAGCAUGAGCUUGCUCCUUCCAGUCAUACAUCAUCCUGCAUGUCAAGCUUGGAGCUGAGCAAGUGUCUGUAGUUAUAUGUAAAUACGGAGAGAACGGAAAAGGAGGUGUUUUAAUUGUUAAUUUUUUUCUUUUCUUCUUUGUUGUUAUUUUUCUUUAACGGUAGUUUUGUGUACUUGCUUCUGCGUUAUGCGAUGCCCGACGUUUCAAAGGAAAGAUGAGCGAGAAACACUUUGGAGAAAAUGAACAUAAACCACCUGACUGUUCUACCAAAGAAACCUCAGACGCUGAUGUUUAUCCAUGCCCACCUCGGAAACAAAACAACAAAAAGCCAUCUUGCAAUCACCUCCCUCUGUUUUUAUCUCCUUUCAUCCUCUCACCUGCCUUCCCCCCCCCCUCACUUUUCCUCUCUCUCUUCUGUGUAUGUGUUCUCGUGGUUUUGUUACUGUAUGUGUAUACUUUAGUGAUCGACUCGGUCUGAUUUGCACUACUGCCGUAGAGAGUAAAGGGUGGCAUGUCAUUUUGCGAUCUGGCACUGAACACACUGGGACGGACGAGGCUGACUUUGACACGAUGGCAUAUUAUUCCAACUUUUGUUGGAAUAGCCAUUUUUGCAUCCCAUCAACUCCUCUCUGAAAUCUACCCGUGCACAUUUCCACCCCAGCGCUGGUAGAAAAGUGUGAACAAGGUCAUUAUCCAUUAUUUAUUGAAAGCAUUUAGGAAAAUGUAAACACGCCUUUAUGGCGUUGGGCAGUAGACGCAUGACUCACAGCAAGCUUUUGACUUUUGAAACUUCAGUAGUGAAGCUGUUAGCUGAAAACACACACAUAGGUGAAAAACAGACACCAGCACUUCACUAAGGAGUGGUUAUAUUGAGAGCUGCAAGUAUUAAUAUAAAUAAAGAGAAAAGUUAUUGGAGGGACUUAAAAAUUUACCAUCCACCAUUAGUCACCAAACCGCUACAUCAUAUUGUGAGAACAAGGUUAUAAGUAGGUUGAAUUAAACACUAGAAUUGCAGCUUGUAGAUUUGGUCUAAUGUGGCCAUAAGAUGUGUAAAUAUGAAUGUUUGUAUGUGGUUUAUACAGAUACCUAAAAAGCAAAAGACCCCUUGGUUUGAUCCUGGUCCUCUGGUAUCGGCUCUACGCACAUCCAGAUUCUUAUUUAAGCAGCGCUGAUUUGUAUCGAACAAUAAAAACUGUUGGCUUUCAGUUUAAGAGCACAGUCAGGUUAAAAAUGAAAAAACCGCCAGCUCCUGUGAUGUUCAUGGCCAUCACAACCGUAAUGAGAGGAGAUUAGGGUUGAAAACACUGACCGAGUGUGUUGAAGGCUGGGCUUUGCCGAACGACGUGCUUUGAUGUGUUUCACGGGCUUAACUGCUGACAGUGAUGAGGGGAUAGAUGACGCUGCACGUCACUUUGUGGUUGAAAGAAAAAAAGUCUGGUUUCUCGACCGGGGGAGAGAAGAUUUUUCAGAUCUCUUCAAACACACCUUUGUUUUUGUUGUUUUUUUUUGGGGGGGGGGGAGGGGGGGUUUGGUCUCUUUGAUCGUGGGUGCAGUAAUUAUAUUUGGCAUACACCCUGCUGUCCUUCCCUCCCUCUCCUACACACUGUGGUUUGGUAGAUUUCUACAAGGUUUUAAGGGUAAAUUAAUGCAUGUUGUUUUGUUUUUUUUGUUUGUUUUUUAAUAGCUGGUAUCUAUUAGUGUUUUUAGCAUUUCAAACAUAACUUUUAUUAGCCUUUUCAUUCAGACGUUAGUUGUUACUUCUUUCGUUGUCAGUAACAGACAUAGACACUAUACACUCACUGCUGGGUCAGUUGUACUCCAUAUUGUUAUUGUUAUUAUUACAAUUUUGUAUUUUUUUGUUUUGUUGUUUUCCAUUACUAGCAGUAUGGUAACAAACAUCUAUAGUGGGACAGCCUCCGGACAGGCUCUGUUAAAUGAUGAGAGCAAUGUUUCCUAAAAUCAUCUCAACCCAGCAGGCGAUCAGCUCAUCCCCGCAGCAGAGUGACGAUCGUCUUGGGGUUUAGUUGGGUUUGGGAUCCAAAGCUCAUUAAGGUUUUCUUAAGAUGUUGAUCCAUCAGUGGUACAGGAUGCUACAAACGUCAGCUUGACUGAGCUGAGACACCACACAAACAGCAAAAAGUCAGCGGGGUCUUGUUUUCUCCAAAAGCAUCUGAGCAUCUAGCCUGUUCAGCUGCCAUCUUAAAGUCACCUUGGCAGGCAUUGGAUGCUUUUGGGAAGCAGGGUUUGUUUACAAGAAGAGUUGGUUCGCGAUGGCUCUCAAACAUCUUGUUGACGCAUAAAAGUGUCUUAAAGUUACGGCACUAAAAAGACCACAUUACGGAAAUAGCAUUGGCAGACCUAGCAGAGAGACGCUAGAGAACAAAACACUUGGCUGAUAAUUAGUUAUCUGAAUUUAUGGUGUGACGUUUCACCUCGCUCAACCUCCAUCAGCUGACUUUUUGUGUUCCGACUUGGUGUCUAGACCUUUUUUAUAAAUAUAUAUAUAAAUACAUAUUUCUCUCUUUCUUUUCUGAACUCAAACUAGAGUGCUGCAGUCUAAGGAAAUGAAUUUUACUCUGCAAAGCAACCUGCGCCAAGGUGGCAUACAUUCCUGCUGUAGGCAACUUUGUACAGGCCUCAAUGCAUUCGCUAUCUUUAUAUCAACAGGCGGAGCUAAUAAGUAGUGAGGGCUACUUGUCCCCAUCCCCUCCCAACAACAUCUCUCGAAUUAAAAGGUGCCCCAUUUGCCUUUUUUAAGAAAUAAAUUGGCCAUAGUGAAGAAUAAAAGAUAAAGAGAGUAAAGGAAGAAUGUAAUUUUAAUUUUUGAGGACAUUUAGUGGUCUGAUUUAGAGAACUUGGGGUCUUACUAGCAGUCAGUGAAAACAUUACUCACCCUGCAUUAAAACUACAGAUUGACUUAAAGUCUCUGAGCUAAGGCAGAUAGGUGGUGAGGUUUUGAUUCGUUGGCUUUGUGUAAUUUGUGUCAAGAAUGGCAAGUACGUACAUUAGAGUUCUGUACCGUGUUCGAAAGCGUCUACACAUUCCAGUCUCAGCUAUCAGACCCUAGAACUAGAUGAUGGAAGUUCUACAAUGUUACCCGAGAUUCACAUUUAACUGGAGUUCUGUCAUGUACUUGUGCUUUCUGUGACCAGUUUCGAGUGGAUUGGGUUGGUGGUUUUUCGCAGGCAGAGUGUUGGGGCGGGAGGCUGAGCUUUCAGAAGCUGAGCUUUUGUAAGCGCGACCUGUGAGUCAGGACAUGUUCACCUGCCACUCAGCGUUGCCUCUCCCCCCACCUCUCAGAUUCAGUCAGCCUGUAUGCAGUCAGUAACAUCGGAACACGAGGGAAAUGGACUCGGUGUCCAGAGGAUUUUGUUUUUCUGUUAUUCUUUAUCGUUAUCAUUUCACUACCACCCUGUAGGUAGGCUCUCUUUAUGCUUUGGCACACACUCCCUACGCACUGUAGGAAAAUCACUUAAUAAAAAAAUACUUUUUUAUAAUAGGUAAACUAUAAGACCAUCAUUACGCUGUGCGUAACGAAUGUACAGAGAAAAAAAAUCGUAGGUAUUUUUUGAGGAACAAUGAAUUUGUUAAUGAUAUGUAGCUAUUUAAUUGUUUUUUCCCUGUCCUUAUAUUGUAAUCAUUGCAUUUUCUUUUUUUUGUGAAAAAGUUGAUCUUUUUUGUUUAUAGAGUUUGUCUUGUUAGAGUAAAGGUUCAAGUGCAGGAGCACAGAAAACGUGUGAAACCACAGUAAGCCACAGGUGUGUCGGUGACAAUCGCUACUUCCAUUGGUCCCCAUGGUGUUCGAUCAUGUGACUUCAGAGACAUUUGAACAAGACUUACCAGUAAGCCAAAACAAAGUUUGUUUUGCGGGCCUUUUGAGCAAUUUGCAUGUUUUGUGUUGUUGGAAGAUUUUGCCUCUAGCCCAUUCUGUCUUGCUUGCCAUUUCCAAAAGAGUUCAUUUUAAAAAUAUAAGCAAAGUCCCCAUUAGUCACGGGCUAGCAGGCAGGUACAAUUUCAAACAGCACGUAAGCAAUAGCAUUUUUUUUUCAUGACUUUUUUCAUCUAUAGAUGGGAAAUGAGUGAAGUAAAACUAUCAGUCAGCAUUUGUUGAAUUUGCUGUUGGAACUGAUGGAACUGUAGAUUUGCGCUGCGGAUCAUCUGCUUUGGUGCCAGUCAGCGAGGCGUAGAUGAUCUAAGAAGCAAAUUAGUUCUGGGGAUGUCACUCCUAAAUAUGUCACCACAGUUUCCAUCUGUUGAAGUCGUUUUGCAUUCUUAAUCAAGUUAACAUGAAAAUCGAACAAAUAAAUCAAAGAGGAGUCGGUCUUUACUCGGACUGCACCACAUUUUCCAGGUCUUUUUUUGAAGUGGAAGUAGCAUGUACUUAAUGGUAGUAAUACUCUGAACUGUAAUAAAAUUUCUAUCAAGAUUUGUGGCUCUGUGUCUCCUACUUAAAAGGUUUUGGCAGGCCACCUUUUUUGUACGUUAAAGUAGCCUUGAUGAACAAUAAAGUGCUUUUAAACCACA